Molecule: messenger RNA, 2317 nt
Organism: Antechinus flavipes (yellow-footed antechinus)
Lineage: Eukaryota; Metazoa; Chordata; Mammalia; Dasyuromorphia; Dasyuridae
Gene: CD37
Product: CD37 molecule
Exons: 9
Coding region: 396-1469 (357 amino acids)
Cellular component (GO): membrane
Source: RefSeq, a predicted model, not a curated record
CCAGGAGCUCAGAGGAGUCUCAGGGGCUCAGGGGCUCAGAGGAGGCUCAGGGGCCCACGGACUCAGAGGAGGUUCAGGGGCCCAGGGGCCCAGAAGAAAUUGAGAUCAAAGGCCCAGAGAAGACUGAAGAGACCAGAGGGUCAGAGAAAACUGAGAUCAGGGGUCCAGAGGAGUCUGCAGAAACCAGGGAGCUAGGGGAAAUCAGGACCCCAAAAAAGACUGAGGUCAGGGAUUCAGAGAAUUCUAAAGAGACCAGCUACCCGAGGGAGAGAAAGAGAAAAGGUUUUGUGAGAUUUGAGGAUAGCAGAAAACCUGAAGAGCCUGAGACCAGGACUUCAGACAGUUCUGAGGAGAUCAGGGACCCCAAGGAAAGUUGGGACUCAGAGAAAACCAAGAUGACCAGGGACCUAGAGGAGGAUCUCCAAGUCUCUGUGUCCCCUGGGUCUUCUGUCAGUAACACCCAAGUGAAGAACAUGGUGGAUAAGGGCUGUCUCAGCCUCAUCAAAUAUUUCCUUUUUGUCUUCAACGUCUUCUUCUUCGUCCUGGGCAGCCUUGUCUUCUGCUUUGGUCUCUGGAUUCUCAUCGACAAGAACAGCUUUGCCUCCUUCCUGGGCCUGUCCUUUACACCGCUGAAGGUAUGGUCCUACGUGCUCGCCACCUCGGGGGUUCUCACUGGCCUCCUGUCCCUCCUUGGCUGCCUUGGAGCCAUCAAAGAGAUCCGCUGCCUCCUUGGCCUUUACUUUGGUCUUCUGCUGCUCCUGCUUGCUACCCAGAUCACAGUAGGAGUCCUCAUCUACACCCAACACGGCCUGCUGGAGCGCAAGGUGAAGGACAUCGUGCUGGACGUAAUCGACAAUUACCACAAGUACCCGGACACGUACAGCACCGCUGAGAACUGGGAUUUUGUGCAGUUCCAGCUUCGCUGCUGCGGCUGGACCUCUCCCCAGGACUGGCUGCGGGCACCCUCCCUCGAGUUCAACAUCUCCUCCCUCAGCGGCAGCAGCGGAAGGGGCUCCACCUUCUCCUCCACCCCGAGGGGCGACCUGGAGCCGUCGGCGCAGCCGCCUGGGCCGCUUCAGCGCGUGCCCUGCUCCUGCCAGAACACUUCGGUGAUGAUCACAUCCCAGGGCCUUGGGGACUCCCCGAGAGCCAGCCCGCCUGCCGCGGCGCCCGGGGCCAGGGCCACCGCGGUCUCUGCCCCGGGCAUGGCCGUGAUCCUGCCCCGCGUGGGCAGCCCCGGAACCCCGGCCCGCCUGCGUUCGGGCGAGCUCUGCUUGACGUCAGCAGACAGCGGAGUCUACCAGGAGGGCUGCUCUCGGAGCAUCUUCACGUGGCUGCACAACAACCUCAUCUCCAUCGUGGGCGUCAGCCUGGGCCUGGGGCUGCUCGAGCUCGGGGUCAUGUCGCUCUCGAUGUUCCUCUGCAGGAACCUGGAUCACGUCUACAACAAGCUCUCGCGAUACUCUUAGACACCCUCCCCCCGCCACCACCUUAUCCUACCCGGGACCCUGAGCUCUGCCUCCCCCCCAUCCCAUCCACUCUCCUCCAGGAGACCCUGGAGUUCUCUCCCGAAACGCCCUCUUCUCCCAGAUUUCUUUCAUCCUCCAGAACCCUGGCACCUUGUUUCCUAAUAGUCCUCUCCCUCCUUGGGCCAACCAGGUCCUUCCCUUGAGCACCCUAGAAAUAUUCUGUCCCACCCCGCCCCUUCCCGAGGAUUCUCCUGCAUUUAGUCUUUGAGCCCCCCUCCCUCCACAAUAUUCACGCAGAGUCCGGAGGUGGUGACUAAUAGUGUCCUACUUUAACGAUCGAGGUCUCUCGUUCUCCAUCCCUGUCUCAUCCCACCUGGAGCCCUGAUGUCGGAGCCCCCAAACCCUCCUCCUACCACCUCCCCUCUACUACCCCCGUGUCCUUUCCUCCGGCCUCCUUUUCUUUCCCCAGGGAUUUUGGUGUCCACCACAAACCCCUAUCUUCUCGCUCUGGACUAUUCUAUCUUCUUCCUGGGUUCCUCAACAUUCUGUCCCCUCCUUUUUUCCCUGCCCCUGGGAAGACCUAGUAUUUUAUCCCCCACUCUCUUGUCUCUAUUCUAGGACCCCCACUUUGUUGUGUCCUUCUGCCUUUGCUCCUUUUCUACUCUCAAGCACCCACGAUUUUCUCUCUCCCCUCUGCAGGGACACCAUGCACUGACUGCCUUUGAAUACCCUUUAACCCCCUGCCCAAUUUGUUUCCUUCUCAUCCUUCUCCUUUUCCAAUUCCCUUUCUGUCGAAUAAACCUUGAGCUCUGGGUAAGAAAUAAAAAUCAUUUAAUCUGCUGGUAAAA